Messenger RNA from Panicum hallii, 1575 nucleotides. Its product is annotated as guanine nucleotide-binding protein alpha-1 subunit. Gene Ontology annotation, biological process: adenylate cyclase-modulating G protein-coupled receptor signaling pathway. The record is from RefSeq and is a predicted model, not a curated record. Lineage: Eukaryota; Viridiplantae; Streptophyta; Magnoliopsida; Poales; Poaceae. Gene Ontology annotation, molecular function: GTPase activity; G-protein beta/gamma-subunit complex binding; G protein-coupled receptor binding. Gene Ontology annotation, cellular component: heterotrimeric G-protein complex.
UUCACUGUCUGCUCUUUCCCCUCUGUCCCGCACUUCCACACGCCGCUUCCUCUCUCUCCCUCUCUCUCUCUCUCUCUCUCUCUCUCUCUCGCGGUCCGGCCUUCUUUUCCUCCCGGCGACGACAGAGCGAGUGGCGCCGCGCCGCCCUUGGCCAGUUCUUCGUUGGGCGCUUCGCCGGCGACGAGCAGCCGACAGGGGCUCCGCCCCUAGGCUCAGGCAUGAGAGUGCGCAUCUAGAAUAAUGUCUGUGCUUACCUGCGUGAUUGAAAGCAUGGGCUCAUCCUGUAGCAGACCUCAUUCCUUAAACGAGGCUGAAGCUACUGAAAAUGCAAAGUCUGCUGACAUCGACCGGCGGAUUUUGCAAGAGACAAAGGCAGAGCAACACAUCCACAAGCUCUUACUUCUUGGUGCUGGAGAAUCGGGAAAGUCUACAAUAUUUAAACAGAUAAAGCUCCUUUUCCAAACUGGUUUCGAUGAGACAGAACUUAGGAGCUAUACUUCAGUCAUCCACGCAAAUGUGUAUCAGACAAUUAAAAUUCUAUAUGACGGAGCUAAAGAGCUAGCCCAAGUGGAACCAGAUUCCUCAAAAUAUCUUCUAUCCCCAGAUAAUCAGGAGAUUGGAGAGAAACUAUCAGAAAUUGGUGCAAGACUGGAUUACCCAUUGCUGAACAAAGAACUUGUCCAGGAUGUAAGAAAACUAUGGCAAGAUCCAGCCAUUCAGGAAACUUAUUCACGUGGAAGUAUUCUGCAAGUCCCUGACUGUGCACAGUACUUCAUGAACAAUUUGGAUCGAUUAGCUGAAGUAGAUUAUUUACCAACAAAGGAGGAUGUGCUUCAUGCAAGAGUACGGACAAAUGGUGUGGUAGAAAUUCAGUUUAGCCCUCUAGGAGAGAGCAAAAGAGGUGGAGAGGUCUAUAGGUUAUACGAUGUUGGCGGCCAAAGAAAUGAGAGAAGGAAGUGGAUUCAUCUUUUUGAAGGUGUUAAUGCUGUAAUCUUUUGUGCUGCCAUUAGUGAGUAUGAUCAGGUGUUAUUUGAGGAUGAGACUAAGAACAGAAUGAUGGAGACCAAAGAACUCUUUGACUGGGUCCUAAAGCAAAGAUGUUUCGAGAAAACCUCAUUCAUGUUGUUUCUCAACAAAUUCGACAUAUUUGAGAGGAAAAUACAAAAGGUUCCUUUGAGUGUGUGCGAGUGGUUUAAAGACUACCAGCCUACUGCGCCUGGCAAACAGGAGGUUGAACAUGCCUACGAGUUUGUGAAAAAGAAGUUUGAGGAGCUCUACUUCCAGAGCAGCAAGCCAGAUCGUGUAGACCGAGUUUUCAAGAUUUACAGAACAACUGCCCUGGAUCAGAAACUUGUAAAGAAGACAUUUAAGUUGAUUGACGAGAGCAUGAGGCUCCAGAGAAGGAACUUGAUCGAGUCUGUGUUGUUGUAAGUCACAAGAAAAGUAAUUAGGAUGGUGAGAGGAACAGGUGGUUUACGGUCUCACAGCUGUCUUUGUCUUUUUCUUUUUGUAUGGGGAACAUUCAUUGAUCUUUUUGUUCUUCCACAAGCCAGUAAAGAUAUCUGUUGUGCACUG